This is a messenger RNA of Paramecium octaurelia, 390 nucleotides long. Lineage: Eukaryota; Ciliophora; Oligohymenophorea; Peniculida; Parameciidae. The record is from the annotation of a GenBank genome assembly.
AUGUAAAAUAAACCUCUAGAUUGGAUAUGUAUUGGAUGCAAAAACCUCAACUAUUCCUUCAGGAAGUAUUGCAAUCGUUGCCACACAUUUUCAAGGGAUGCUCCUGGCACUAAAUUUAUUCCUCUUGAAUAAACCAGCAUUAUCGAAACAUUAAAAUUAUAAGAACCUGAUCUUAAAGGCAGUGGACAUAGUACUGCUGACAGUGUAGAAAGUAACACACAAGAUUAUAAUGCAUUCCAUCAAGCUCUUUUCUUAGAAAAUUUGUCAUACACAUAAUAAGAAACAGUAAAAUAAAACUUCGAUUUCAUGAAACAAUGUAGAGUCUGUACAACUCAAAACUACUUUUACUAAUCUAAGUGUAAAUAGUGUGGGUUUAGAAUAUCUUAUUGA